AUGGCACAGACUCCGAUCCAAGCCGCAGACGGCGCCAAGAUCACGUUUACCAUUCGUCCAAGCGAAGAACGCGGCAACGCGGACCACGGCUGGCUCAAGACCUUCCAUACAUUCAAUUUUGCAGAUUACUAUGACCCACGCUAUGAAGGAUAUGGUCCCUUGCGCGUCAUCAACGGUGUUCGCGAUUCCAUGUCUAAUGUCGAAGUGAUGAAGAGAGGUGAUGUGCAGCUCACCAGCGCUGGUACAGGGAUCCGACAUUCGGAAAAGACGGAUGGCGACAACCAGGUCCAUUUCCUCCAGAUCUGGAGCGUCCCCAACAAGAGAGGCCUCACACCAAAGUAUUACCACCGUCACUUUUCCGACGAGGAAAAGAGACAGGGCUGGGUGGCCGUCGUAGGCAAGAUUGGUGACGAGGGCGUCAGCGAUUCGCGCGAAGGUACUGGUCCGACACCCGUCCACAGUAACUUGUGGCUCUAUGCUACGCUCCUCGGUGCAGGAAAGACGAUCGAUCAUCCGCUCAAAUACUCCAAGGGCUAUAUCCAUGUCGUGCAGACGAGCGGAUACAACACAGAAAAGAGCAAAGGCAACCGUGUCAAACUCAACGGCGCGGUCGAGCUCGGAGAGGGCGAUGGUGCAUUCGUGACUAAUGGUGGCGAGAACGAGAUUGUAAAGAUUGAGAACAUCGGUGACGGAGAGGCGGAGCUAUUGUUCUUUGACCUCGAUUAG
Serendipita indica DSM 11827 is the source of this 726-nucleotide messenger RNA. Lineage: Eukaryota; Fungi; Basidiomycota; Agaricomycetes; Sebacinales; Serendipitaceae. The record is from the annotation of a GenBank genome assembly.